UGGCAUUGAGAGUCGCUUGCAAACUUUUCCCAAAGCUCGAGUUCCAGACACACCCGAACGCUCGUGUUGUAAGGACCUAUAUCAGAGUAACCCCACCAUAUCAAGAUGGCCGCCGCAACCCCCCUCAAGGACCUGCCUAAGGUGGACGCCACCCUCAAGGACCAGCUCGAGGGCUUCACUCCCGACAAGCUCAAGCCCGCCCAGACCGAGGAGAAGACCGCGCUGCCCACCAAGGAGGACGUGCUGGCAGAGAAGGCGCACCUCGAGCAUUUGGCUGGCAUAGAACACGGCGCUAAAACCAAACUAAAGAGAACAAAAACUGCUGAGAAAAUUGUUCUCCCCUCCAGCGAAGACAUAGCCACGGAGAAGACGCAUCAGAGCAUCUUCCAGGGCAUCGAACACUAUGACAAGUCCAGCCUCCAGCACACCGAGACUAGCGAGAAGAUUACGCUGCCUGACCAGCAAGACAUCGCGGCUGAGAAGGACCAGCAGGCUCUGCUCUCUGGCAUUGAAAGGUUCGACGCGAGUGCCCUCAAGAAAACCGAGACCUUGGAGAAGAACCCGCUACCUACCAAAGAGGAAAUCGAGCAGGAGAAGGCGGCGUAAGUUCCUUCACCUGCACCUGCUUGAGUCCCGUCCUGCACCUGCUACAUCUGCUGCGUGUAACUGCUCUGCAGCUGCUGCAUCUUCCACUCUGCUCAAGAUCACUGAAACUGGUGCACUUCUACAACCGCUACAUUAUUUCGUCUCGUUGAACAAGCAACGCUAAUACAUCUUCUAUUUUCUACUGCUAAUAACCUGGUAACUUGCGUCUAGUUAGCCCUCAUCAGAACCAAUUGUCGCCAUUUCAACACUUCAGCCCACAAAUCAGCAGCAGUCUCCAUUUCAACCCAGCAGCGAGGUUCAACGCGGGCCGCAAGUCGGGACAUGGCUCGUUAAUUCUGCCAAUUAUCAUCAACUGGUCGUGACUGCCGUGUGUGUCAACAAGUUAUUUGUGUCUCUCUGUCAACGUGUACCUGUCAUGAGGUUAAUGUGCGUUUCUUGAUGGCUUUUACCUUGGAAAUGUUGAAGCUUUGAAUUCGAACGAUUUCUUGCCUAUUGAAGAAGUAAACGAGUUUGUUGAAUGGAAUGAACUGGAGCGUUUGUUACCCGUGAAAGUUUUCUAUGAUGCGUGUGUGCAUUCAAGCGCAACUCUGUAUUGUAGUUGUGUACUUCUGUGUGUAGUUCUGUACUCCUGUGUACAUUGUGUGAUCAGCAGUGUUGAGGUUACGCAUGGAGCACAUGCCUGUAUUAGGGCUGUGUAAGUCUAAACUAAUUUUAUGGCCGCGGCGGUCCGACCUCUAAAACAGUGGAUAAAAUAACAAAAAAAGUUGACUAGUUCCUAAGUUUGUAUUAAUAUGAAUAAUUGCCGAGACGAGUAACAGCGGCCAGCACACCACACGUCCACUAACUGCUUGCGAAAAGUUUACGUCUUAUAUCUACUUCUAUGAACCAUUGAACCUCUUACUCGUAUUAUUUGAUACAACGCUUAUGAUUUAUUUAUUUUUAAAGAUCCUCUGAAAAAUUGAGUCUAGUGAUGAUAGACUUCUUAAUUCAACCGUUCAACCUAUCCGUCUCCCAGAAAACACUGAUAACUCUGCUCAGUUGCGUAUUAGUCACCAAGGACACUAACAACUACUCUCCAUCCUUCACUAGUUUCUAGUGGACUCGUCCUAGGAAUUCUAGAGGACAAUACGGAGCUGUGAAGCCGUGAUGGUUGUGUUGGUGCGUCAGGUUAAGCUAGAUUACUCAUCAAUUACGCCAUUAUUUACUAGAGCAAAUUCCUGCCGUUACUAUAUUUUUUUAUAUCGUCUUCCUUAGAAAGCCUGGAAAUUAUCUCUCCAUUCGUUUAUAUUCGUCCAUUGGUGGAAGAGAUCCGAAAUUAAGAAUUAAUUAGUAAUAAAGUCAAUCCUGCUCUCUGUAUUAUUUGAAUUAAGUAGCUUUUUCACUUGUUUCGUCUUUAGGCUGCUUAUAAGGCUUGUCGUACUUACGUAUAUUUUCAAGAGAAAGCUUGAACUGUCGUGAAGCACAGCAUUGCUGUAAUGGUUACCUCUCGAAGCUUUAUGCAAGUAAUAUGGUCUUAAUUUGAAUUCAAUUGUAUCAACGUGUUACUUAAUUGACAAUAACAAGCAUCAAUUGUAGGAAUUUGGAGGGAAGCAAUUGUGUAAAGUAUGACAAUACUAACCUCGCCAAUUACAUGUAAAUUCGAGACAUCUGUGGUAUAACAUCCAGAAUAAAAGAGUGCGCACGGCUCA
Molecule: messenger RNA, 2294 nt
Organism: Hyalella azteca
Lineage: Eukaryota; Metazoa; Arthropoda; Malacostraca; Amphipoda; Hyalellidae
Gene: cib
Product: thymosin beta
Exons: 6
Coding region: 106-606 (166 amino acids)
Biological process (GO): actin filament organization
Cellular component (GO): cytosol
Molecular function (GO): actin monomer binding
Source: RefSeq, a predicted model, not a curated record